This is a messenger RNA of Dacryopinax primogenitus, 1531 nucleotides long. RefSeq lists its product as uncharacterized. Bases 145 to 1305 code for a protein of 386 amino acids. The transcript is spliced from 5 exons. The record is from RefSeq and is a predicted model, not a curated record. Lineage: Eukaryota; Fungi; Basidiomycota; Dacrymycetes; Dacrymycetales; Dacrymycetaceae.
AUCGUCUCACCGUCCCCGCUCAUCCCUUCCAUCUCUGUUGUUGACCAUCAUCAUCCCUCUUGCACUCGAACAACGCGCAUAUAUUUACCUUUUCCACGUCUUCCAUAUCCCCUAACCAAUAUCCCUUCAACAACACUACCCAAGAUGCCUGACAUUCGCAACUUCCGCGCUUUUAUCACGGUCGAUGGCGAGCCCUUGCCAGAGUACAAGCUUGAGUUUGAAAAUGAAGGAAAUACCGUCCGUUGUUGGAUCCCCAGCGAGUAUGGCAAGGAAUUUUCUGUUCAUUGGGUGGAUAGGGCGCGCGUCUCCCAGACUGCUGGCUACGUUUACGUCGAUGGCGAACACUGCGGUGGUCGCUUCAUUCGUCCUCAGGAUCGCGAUGGCCAUGCGUACCUUGACAACCGUCCUCUGGACGAUUAUACCAUGGCGAGCUUCAAGUUCGGCAGCAUGGUGCUCACUGACGAGGACCAAGGGGUGGAGGAAGCGCAUGUCGUUAAGGAGAUCGGCAUGAUCAGACUGGUGGUCAAGGAAGGUACCAUCGGUGAUCACUAUACCCACAAUUACAAAGCCAUCGCGCAUAAGCCCGUCAAUGAACGGAUGAAGAAGGUGGGUGGUCACCGCGUCGUACUCGGAGCGCAGAAGAGCGCGCCGCAGACGUGGAAGCACUUCCACCCAUUCAAGAUCCCGCCCGUUGUGUUCAUUUUUCAGUAUCGCCCGAUGGACCUGCUGAAAGCCAUGGAUAUUGCUACACCUGAACUUGGUCAGGCGCGUGCCGCCACACCUCCUCGCCGUCACACUCCUGCACGGAGCAGUCCUCCCAGGAGAGUCAAGCGAGAGGAACGCCUCUCACCCGCGAGAAGCGAGUCCGAAGUCUCGAGUGUGAUCAAAGCCGAACAGGACCCUGACGCCACCCUUGUUUCUCUCAGCACUCCUGUGAGGUCCGCCACCAGCGACAAGCAGCGCGAGCCUCGUUCUGCUGAAGCGAGCUCUUCUCACGGCAAGCGGGGAGAGAAACGCAAAAUCGAGGUCAUCGAUCUCACGCUUUCGGACGAUGAAGACGACUCCGCUGCCGCGAGUAGGACCGCCAGAGGCAGCGGUAGCAGUGACACCAGCGACAGGCCCGCCAAAAAGGUCAAGAUGGAGCACAUAGAGGAGGAGCGCAUGCUCGCCUCUAUUCCUAAGCGGACCAGGCGCAAGUCGCCGAGCACCAUUGAGGUCGUCGACUUGACCGUGUCAUGCGGUGCCCGCCCUUCUCCCUCUGCUGUUGCUGUCGUGUUCGCAUCAAAGGUCGUACCUGCUGAUUAGUCCUGAUUAUCUGUUCAUUUCGAUGGACACUCUGAAUAUCUCCUGUUGAUUGCGAUAUCAUGUCAUCGGAUUACCCGCGCUGUUUUCGUUUCCCGUCUUUUGUACAUUUUCUACACGAAAUUUCUCUGUAUCUUUCCUCUGCUGGUUGUUGACUGUUCAUGUAACGUAUCUCGAAGCAAUAACUCCAUCAUGUAUUGCUGGUCACCUAGUAGUACUAGUAAUCGAC